Molecule: messenger RNA, 2577 nt
Organism: Dovyalis caffra
Lineage: Eukaryota; Viridiplantae; Streptophyta; Magnoliopsida; Malpighiales; Salicaceae
Source: the annotation of a GenBank genome assembly
AUGGAAAUCCAUGCCAAUGUAAUCAAAUUUGGUUUAUCUCAAGACCUAAAAAUAAGGAACUAUUUGGUCAAUCUUUACUCAAAAUGUCAACUUUUUGGGUAUGCAAGGAAACUGGUUGAUAGAAGUACUGAACCAGACUUGGUUUCUUGGUCUGCUUUGAUUUCUGGGUAUUCACAAAAUGGGUUUUGUCAAGAAGCAAUUUUGGCCUUUUAUGAGAUGCAUUUGUUAGGUAUUAAGUGUAAUGAGUUCGCUUUUCCAAGUGUACUCAAGGCUUGUACGGUCACUAAGGAUUUAGUGUUAGGAAAGCAAGUUCAUGGAAUUGUGGUGGUUACAGGGUUUGAGAGUGACGAGUUUAUUGCAAAUAGUUUGGUUGUAUUCUACGCGAAAUGCGGAGGAUUGGGGGAUUCGAGGAGGCUUUUUGACGCGAUUCCUGAUCGAAGUGUUGUUUCAUGGAACGCGCUGUUUUCUUGUUAUAUGCACCGUGAUAUGCAUGGAGAAGCAGUUUGUUUGUUUCAUGAUAUGGUUUUGAGUGGAAUGAGGCCUAAUGAGUUUAGUUUAUCUAUUAUGAUAAACGUGUGUACAGGUUUGGAGGAUAGUGGUCAGGGAAGAAAGAUUCAUGGAUAUUUAAUAAAGCUUGGCUAUGAUUCUGAUCCCUUCUCAGCAAAUGCUCUUGUUGACAUGUAUGCAAAAGUGGGAAUUCUUGAAGAUGCUAGCAGUGUUUUUGAUGAAAUUGCCAAACCUGAAAUUGUUUCUUGGAAUGCUAUUAUUGCUGGUUGUGUUCUUCGUGAGUGCCAUCAUCGGGCUUUAGAAUUGUUUAGGGAAAUGAAUAAAUCUGGGAUGUGUCCAAAUAUUUUUACCUUAUCAAGUGCUCUUAAAGCUUGUGCUGCAAUGGGCCUAUUAGAAUUGGGAAGACAGUUGCACUCUAGCUUGAUAAAGAUGGAUAUUGGAUCAGAUUCUUUUAUGAAUGUUGGACUAAUAGAUAUGUAUUCCAAGUGUAACUCAGUGGAUGAUGCAAGAUUGGUUUUUAAGUUAAUGCCAGAGAGAGACUUGAUUGCAUGGAAUGCUGCUAUCUCAGGACUUUCACAAAAUGAGGAAGAUGGAGAAGCUGCAUCUCUUUUUCUUUUGAUGCACAGGGAAGGAGUAGGUUUCAACCAGACAACUUUAUCAACAAUUCUUAAAUCCAUAGCUGCCUUGCAGGCUAACCAUAUUUGCAGGCAAAUUCAUGCACUUUCCUUGAAAUCAGGGUUUGAAUUUGACAAUUACGUUGUGAACAGCCUUAUUGAUGCAUAUGGAAAAUGUGGCCACGCAGAAGAUGCAACAAGAGUAUUCAAAGAAAGUCCAGAUGUAGAUUUGGUGUCUUACACAUCUCUUGUAACAGCUUAUGCUCAAGAUGGACAAGGCGAAGAAGCACUAAAGCUCUAUUUGGAAAUGCAAGAUAGGGGGAUCAAGCCUGAUUCGUUUGUUUGUAGUUCUCUCCUGAAUACAUGUGCAAGUUUAUCGGCAUAUGAACAAGGGAAACAAGUUCAUGUUCACAUCUUGAAGUUUGGAUUCAUGUCAGAUAUUUUUGCUGGAAAUUCUCUUGUUAAUAUGUAUGCUAAAUGUGGAAGCAUAGAGGAUGCAAAUCAUGCUUUUUCAGAAAUACCCGAGAGAGGGAUAGUCUCAUGGUCUGCUAUGAUUGGAGGACUUGCUCAACAUGGGUAUGGGAAAGAGGCCCUCCAGCUGUUCAAGCAGAUGCUUAAAGAUGGCGUUCCUCCUAAUCAUAUAACACUAGUUAGCGUACUUUGUGCAUGCAAUCAUGCAGGUUUGGUUGCCGAAGCCAAACUAUAUUUCAAUUCAAUGAAAAUUUUGUUUGGUAUGGAACCACUGCAAGAGCAUUAUGCCUGCAUGAUUGAUCUCCUUGGCCGAGCAGGGAAAUUAGAGGAGGCAAUGGAGCUUGUGAAUAAAAUGCCGUUUCAAGCUAAUGCCUCAGUGUGGGGUGCACUUCUUGGCGCUGCAAGAAUCCAUAAGAAUGUUGAUCUUGGAGAACAAGCUGCUGGGAUGCUUCUUGACUUGGAACCUGAGAAGUCAGGCACCCAUGUUCUUCUUGCAAACAUUUACGCAUCAGUCGGCAUGUGGGAUAAUGUAGCACAGGUAAGAAGACUUAUGAAAGAGAGCAAUGUGAAGAAGGAGCCUGGAAUGAGCUGGCUUGAGGUAAAAGACAAGGUAUACACCUUCACAGUAGGAGACAGAAGCCACUCCAGAAGUAAAGAAAUCUAUGCGAAGCUUGAUGAGCUGAGUGACCUAUUGAAUAAAGCUGGCUAUGUUCCUAUGGUAGAGAUUGACCUCCAUGAUGUAGAACCAAGUGAAAAGGAGCAGCUUCUAUACCACCACAGCGAGAAACUAGCAGUGGCUUUUGGUUUAAUUGCUACCCCGCCAGGGGCUCCAAUUAGAGUGAAAAAGAAUCUUCGAGUUUGUUUAGACUGCCAUACUGUGCUCAAGUUCAUUUCUAAAAUAGUCUCCAGGGAGAUAAUUGUCAGAGACACCAACAGAUUCCACCAUUUUAGAGAUGGUUUGUGUUCUUGCGGGGAUUAUUGGUGA